AUGGCGCCUACCACUUUCAAUCCACGCCUCACUGCCCUCGACUUCGAUUCCAAUCGCAGACGAAGACGUCGAUCGCAUGGCUCUCGUCCCGCCAUUGGGGAUGAUGACUUUGAUUUCAUGGGCCAGGUCGCCGAAGGUAUCAUCGAACGGGAUCGCAUCAGGAUGCGCAGGGAGGUCACGCGAGUGUUGAGCUUCGUCUGCGCCAUUCUCAGUUGCCUAUGUGCCGGCUCCAUUACCUCGUUCUCUCUCUACGGUUCGCGAUUCUUGAAGGAUUUGCAUUACACUCAAUUUCGAGUUAAUGCUGUAUCGAUAACUGCUGAAUUGGCCAUGUAUCUGCCCGUCCCAUUCUUUGGCUACCUUUGCGAUCGAUAUUCGCCUCCACCACUAUCUUUCCUCUCGUCCAUUCUCUUUGGCGCCGGGUAUCUUCUGGCCGCAUACACAUAUAAAGCGGGACCGCCUCCGGACGUUACAAGACAGGAGCACGGAUGGCCAUUUGGGAUUAUGGUACUGGCAUUUAUUGGAGUUGGCGCGGGGACAAGUUGUAUGUAUCUGUCUGCCGUUGCCACCUGUGCAAAAAACUUUUCAAAAUCGAAAUAUCGCGGCUUCAUGCUGGCGGUCCCAAUCGCCGCAUUUGGUCUUAGUGGAAUGUGGGAGAGUCAGGUUGGAGCCCAUCUCCUAUAUCAGAAAUUACCCAACGGACACAAGGGUGAAGUCGAUGUCUUCAAAUAUUUUAUCUUCCUCGCGGGAACGUUGAUUGGAGUUGGUCUCCUCGGGACACUUGGAUUGCAAAUCGUCGACGAAGAAGAGCUCAUCGACCACGGCGUUGAGGCUCUCGAGCAAAGCGGUCUUUUGGACGAGAGCGAAUUCUACCGCGAUUCUCGUGCCCCAACACCCAUCAACUACGGAAGCAUUGACAAUGCUGAUCAUUCUGGGUCAGGCACUGCUACAGACUCUGGUAUGGAUUCGGAGAACGAAAUGGACCUUUCUGAAUCCCAACUUCUCAAGAAACGUGAGCAGGAACACCGGUUACGAAAGAAGAAAUGGUGGCUCUUGAACCACGCUACUCACACUUUUCUCACCGAUCGGACCAUGUGGCUUUUGGCAGCCGGAUUCUUCCUCGUCACCGGGCCCGGCGAAGCAUAUAUCAACAACCUCGGCACUAUCAUUCCAACUCUCACACCGAAGAACUAUUUCGACCUCACGAGCCCGCCAGCCGGCCACGCUUCGACACAUGUGAGCAUCGUCGCAUUGGCAUCCACGGCCGCGCGCCUCUUCACGGGGACAUUAUCUGACCUAUUCGCACCACCUUCCCAGCCUGAGAACCCACCAUCCAGACGUGUCCACUUCUCACGCCUAGUCCUUCUUCUCCCCUCAGCAUUCCUCCUGCUCCUGGCCUUCCUGAACCUCGCGCUCCCAUUCCUCACGCCGACAACACCAAGCUUGUUCCUUUUGUCAUCGGCACUACUCGGACUCGGCUAUGGUGCAUCUUUCUCUCUAGUCCCCAUUAUCAUUUCUGUGGUCUGGGACGUCGAGAAUUUUGCGACAAACUGGGGCGUCGUGGCCAUGAUGCCCGCCGGCGGUGCUGCUGUCUGGAGUCUCGUUUACUCCGCGGGAUACUCUCGUGCCGCGCUCGGUCGUGACCAUGAUGGAGGUAUUGGAAUCGGACCGGACCCUGGCCUCGAUGAAGGCGAGUGCAGAGGCUACGCAUGCUUCGCCGGCUGGGCUUGGGGCUGCGCCGCCAGUGUCGCGGUCGCUAUUGUCCUGUGGUGCUUUGCGUGGAGAGUCUGGAGGAAGAGAAACGUCGUCGUGUAG
Rhinocladiella mackenziei CBS 650.93 is the source of this 1812-nucleotide messenger RNA. RefSeq lists its product as uncharacterized. Gene Ontology annotation, cellular component: membrane. The record is from RefSeq and is a predicted model, not a curated record. Gene Ontology annotation, molecular function: transmembrane transporter activity. Bases 1 to 1812 code for a protein of 603 amino acids. Lineage: Eukaryota; Fungi; Ascomycota; Eurotiomycetes; Chaetothyriales; Herpotrichiellaceae. Gene Ontology annotation, biological process: transmembrane transport. The transcript has 2 exons.